AUGGUCUCAGAAUUUUUGCAUGAACUUUCUCACGAUUUCACAAAACUACUCGAAAAUAAACAAGACUCGGACUUUUCAAUUACUAUUGGUAGCGAACCCAAUGACGUAAAAGUUUUCCAUUUGCAUCGGUUGAUUCUGCGUACUCGGUCACCGUUUUUUGCGGCUGUUUUUGAUAGCAAGAAUUCGACGACAACGACGAAGACGAUAACUAAUAGAGGUAUUGUUGGUAUUGGUGAAUUCUCAAAAAACGCCGAUAGUUCUAAUAAUCAAUUGGCAAUAAAAAAUGAGGAUCUUUUUAAGAAUACUUCGCCUGCUAUUUUUGAAGUGAUUGUCAAAUUUCUUUAUGGUGGAACAUUUAACGCUAAGUCAUAUAGUCUCGAUAAAUUAUUUGAAAUUCUUGUGACUGCACAUAAAUUCAGGAUUAAAUCUCUUUCUUCAUACCUCGAAGAAUAUCUAACAACAAAACGAACAGAUGACCUACGACAGAAAUUCGCUCAACUCACAAAAAUAGUUGACGAGAAUUCGAGUCUUACAAAAUUACAGAGUUUUCACAGUGACGCGACAGAAAAUGCCGCAGAGACGAUAUUUGAGUGUGAGGAUUUCACGUCGUUAUCGGAAGAGACUCUUGUUUCACUAUUACUGAUCGAUUCACUUCGAUUAAAAGAGAUUGAAAUUUGGAAUAAAGUUAUAAAAUGGGGAAUAUUUCAAUGUCAAAGUUCGCCCGCAGAUCUUUCGUCGUGGACUCCACGACAUUUCGAGACUCUGCGUGGAAAUUUAUCGCGUUGUAUACCGUUGAUACGAUUCUUUGACAUUUCUUCGGAAGAUUUUCAUCAAAGAGUUUUGCCCUUUCAACAAAUUAUUCCGGAUCAGAUAUUAAAAGGGCUAAUAGACUAUCAUAGAGCGGGAUACGCACCAAUAACGCCUAUGCUUCCUUCUAGAAGUCCAUUUAUGUAUUCGUCUACACUGCUACGAAAACAACACGCGAAAUUUCUAUCUCGAGCUAUUGAAGGAUCAUCAUCCUCUUCAAUAAACGGUAUUUCCACACCGUGUGUAAAUAACACAUCACAAUACUCCUGGCAAUCGAAAGGCGGAUUUGAAUACACGACCGAGAGUUUCAUCUUUCAAUUACACGAACAAACGUGUAAAAAUGGAAUCUUGAGUCGUGUCGUCGAUCCUACGAAAGCGGUCUAUUUCUGGCAAAAUUUUGGUCCAGAAUUUGGAAGUGGAUCCGAUUUGGCAUUACGUGAAAAUUUCAAAGAUCCUUCACAGUCGUUUUGCCGUCAGAAAUCUUAUGAAGAACCCAUUAUUCCUGGUGCGGAUAGACGUAGAGUUCAUUUCACUACGGAGGAAUACGAAGUUUUUCAAAUUGUGAAAACUCGACAUGAUCCCACGUAUAAAUUCUAG
Messenger RNA from Ambispora gerdemannii, 1404 nucleotides. The record is from the annotation of a GenBank genome assembly. Lineage: Eukaryota; Fungi; Glomeromycota; Glomeromycetes; Archaeosporales; Ambisporaceae.